AUGGGAAAGUGCAUUCCAAGUUCUAAACAGCUGAGUUUUGGAUCUCAGCUCCUUUGAGAGUUGUGGACCACUCAGACACAAAAUUAUCUUUAAAUAUACAGAUAGGUAUGAGGAAGCCAAGGCCCAGCAGAGCUGAGAUGUGACUGCAGAGCCGUCCAACCCCAGUCCUCUGACCUUUCUCUGUGCCUGAUACCUCUCAGCAUUUGAGGGCCUUUUCUCUUUCUGCUUUAUCUCCAAAGGUCUAGGAGAGAGGUGAAAGAUUUUAGAAAUCUUGAGCCGUGUCUUCAGUAUGCUCUCUGUGAAAUAAGGCUAUCGUUGCUUGGCAGCCAAGAUUUUCACCAGAUUGUGAUUCCCUUAUGACUGUUUGCCUUCCUGGGUAGGAAGUGCUAAAUGGCCUGAUAGUAAACCUGGGAAAGAAAACGGUCUCAACAAUGAGUAGGCCACCCAUCACUACCAACUGCAGAUGACUUGCCAUUUCAUUUACAAAGAUGUCGUCUGCUGCUGAAAAUGGAGAGGCAGCACCUGGAAAACAAAAUGAAGAAAAAACCUAUAAAAAGACUGCAUCAUCUGCUAUUAAAGGUGCUAUUCAGCUGGGAAUAGGAUACACAGUGGGCAAUCUCACUUCCAAGCCAGAACGAGAUGUUCUUAUGCAAGACUUUUAUGUGGUGGAAAGUGUGUUUCUACCUAGCGAAGGGAGCAAUCUGACCCCAGCACAUCACUACCCAGACUUUAGAUUUAAGACAUACGCUCCAUUAGCAUUCCGAUAUUUCAGAGAACUUUUUGGUAUCAAGCCUGAUGAUUACUUGUAUUCCAUCUGCAGUGAACCUCUAAUAGAACUGUCUAACCCUGGAGCCAGUGGAUCCUUGUUUUUUGUGACCAGUGAUGAUGAAUUUAUCAUCAAAACAGUUCAGCACAAAGAAGCUGAGUUUCUUCAGAAGCUCCUGCCGGGCUAUUACAUGAAUUUAAACCAGAAUCCAAGGACUCUUUUGCCAAAAUUUUACGGACUGUAUUGCAUGCAGUCAGGAGGCAUUAAUAUCAGGAUUGUGGUGAUGAACAACGUUUUGCCACGCUCCAUGAGAAUGCACUUUACAUAUGACUUGAAAGGCUCAACGUAUAAGCGGAGAGCAUCCCGUAAAGAGAGAGAGAAAUCCAACCCCACGUUUAAGGACUUAGACUUCCUGCAAGACAUGCACGAAGGGUUGUAUUUUGAUACAGAAACAUACAACGCGCUUAUGAAAACACUGCAGAGAGACUGCCGGGUGCUGGAAAGCUUCAAGAUCAUGGACUAUAGCCUUCUGUUGGGAAUUCAUUUCCUGGACCAUUCCCUCAAAGAGAAAGAGGAGGAGACCUCACAAAAUGUGCCUGAUGCUAAGCGGCCUGGGAUGCAGAAGGUUCUCUACUCAACAGCCAUGGAAUCUAUCCAGGGUCCAGGGAAAUCUGGAGAUGGGAUAAUCACAGAGAACCCAGACACAAUGGGAGGCAUUCCAGCUAAAAGCCAUAGGGGAGAAAAGCUACUUUUAUUUAUGGGCAUUAUUGACAUUCUACAAUCGUAUAGGUUAAUGAAGAAGUUAGAACAUUCCUGGAAAGCUCUUGUUUAUGAUGGGGACACUGUUUCCGUUCAUAGACCAAGCUUUUAUGCAGACAGAUUUCUAAAGUUCAUGAAUUCCAGAGUUUUCAAGAAAAUUCAAGCUUUGAAGGCCUCACCUUCUAAGAAACGGUGCAAUUCCAUCGCCGCCUUAAAGGCGACUUCACAGGAGAUCGUAUCCUCAAUUAGCCAGGAAUGGAAGGAUGAGAAGCGAGAUUUGCUGACCGAAGGACAAAGUUAUAGCAGCCUUGAUGAAGAAGCCCUGGGAUCCCGACACAGGCCAGACCUGGUGCCUAGCACUCCAUCGCUGUUUGAAGCUGCUUCCUUGGCGACCACAAUUUCAUCUUCUUCCUUAUACGUCAACGAGCACUAUUCACACGACAGGCCUACACUCUAUUCAAACAGCAAAGGGUUACCUUCCAGUUCAACAUUUACCUUGGAAGAGGGGACCAUCUACUUGACCACUGAACCCAACACUCUGGAGGUGCAGGAUGACAAUGCUUCUGUGCUCGAUGUCUAUUUAUAAGUGAAAAUGGUGACCACCUUAAGCACAUGGAUGAGACGUGAGCACAGUUGCGGCAGAGAAGUUUCUCCGCACCAGAAUUAUCCACAGCAACUUGGCUGAACCCCACUACACACAGAGAAAUCAUCAACCUGACUUAAGAGUUUUCGAGAUGUCAACUUCAGGCUGAUCAGCAGAUGGGAUGUGAAAAAUACUACCCUAUUCUAUCAUUUGCUGUUGCUUGCUGAACUGUGAAGAACUGCAUGAACUAUAUUUAAGCUGCUUUCUAUACCAUUGCCAAUCACCUUUUUGAACUUGGAAGUGCUAUUUUCCUAUGGACUUUUGCAUUAUUUCAUUGUGCAUGCAUCCAGUGAUUAUACAUAAGCAACAUAUGUAAUCUGCUUAUAUAUUUUUAAAAAUCCAUCCAUGCAAAUGGUAAAUAAAGUAUACAUUCUUUUGCAAAAUUAUAGCUCAUGUCAUUGAAAGUUUAAAUUGGUUUCAUUUAAAGAUCAAUAUACUAGGUCUGCCUCUACUUUAUAGAAAACUAGCUUCUAUAAAGAUUUUUUCACUGUUUACUAGUGAAAUGAGAAAAGCAAAGCUAUUUAUAAAAGGCCUUAUGUCGUGUACAUACAUCGUCUUUGAAAUAUUUGUGAUCUAGUUUAUUGCUUGUAAAAGAGAAAUUAUAUAAUUUAUUUAGUAAAUACUACUGUAAACUAUAGUUUUGUGAGAGAAAUAAAAUAUUUUGUUCUCAA
Messenger RNA from Mandrillus leucophaeus (drill), 2839 nucleotides. It is a transcript of the gene PIP5K1B, whose product is annotated as phosphatidylinositol-4-phosphate 5-kinase, type I, beta. The transcript is spliced from 17 exons. The coding region runs from base 489 to 2111 and encodes 540 amino acids. The record is from RefSeq and is a predicted model, not a curated record. Gene Ontology annotation, molecular function: phosphatidylinositol kinase activity. Gene Ontology annotation, biological process: phosphatidylinositol metabolic process. NCBI's taxonomy places the organism in Eukaryota, Metazoa, Chordata, Mammalia, Primates, Cercopithecidae.